This is a messenger RNA of Suillus fuscotomentosus, 3396 nucleotides long. RefSeq lists its product as uncharacterized. The record is from RefSeq and is a predicted model, not a curated record. The coding region runs from base 1 to 3213 and encodes 1070 amino acids. NCBI's taxonomy places the organism in Eukaryota, Fungi, Basidiomycota, Agaricomycetes, Boletales, Suillaceae. The transcript is spliced from 7 exons.
AUGAGCUUACCAUUCACGGGCAACGCAGAUCAUCCACCAUCAUCACGCACGUUUAGCUCUGCACAUUCAAAGGUCAGUUCUCGUGCGUCACUUGGUACAAGCCCUGUGUUCAAGAAGGCAAGAGGAUAUGAGAGGAAACCAUCGUCCUUUGUGCCUAUAGAGCAUGUGCAUUUGCGAUUGCGCUGCGACACCACCGAUGAUAUUCCGAAACUGCUUGAUAGCCCGAGCUUACUGAUUCUCCCUGAUGCGCGCCGAAACCUUGGUCUUGCAGGGACGUUAGGCACCUCCUGUGCCCAAGAUCCCGAGUUCUUACCUCAGGGCUUCCCGAUGGAUGUGGACACUGAACCGUCGCUGCUUCCUGGAACGGAUAGUUUUGCCACGACAAAUGACUGGGAGAGGGAGGAGGAGGAGGACUUCCUUUGCGCAGAGCGGCCUCAACUCUUGAGGAACGCUAGGUCCACGAGGUCCAUGAAAUCGCGACCAUCAGAUGGACAGCUCAAUAGGAAUUUAAAGUUUGGCGGUAAGCCAUCACCUGCACCCUCUGCUGAAAAGAAUGAGGAGCCACUUACACUAUCGGAUAUCAUCCCUCCUUUGGCUGUUGCCAAGUCCCUCUCCGCAACUUCGUUAGCUGCUGAUGACUCGGCUGUUCUCAAGUCCAUAUUUGCAAAAGCUGUCGAAAUUCCCUCACCUCCGUCUCGCGUUCGCCUCGAUUCAGACACUAGCUUGAAGCGCAUCAGACGUUCAGCUGGUCGCACUUCAAAUGCUCCAGGUCACUAUAGACACUCUUCAGAACUGAGCUUUGCAGGCUUUGACUCAUUUGCAGAAGUGAGAAGGGGAUUCGAGUUUCAUGACAAUCGUCCGAAUUUCUACCCUCCGCCAGGAGCCACUUCGCGUAGCGACCACAACAAACGUGACUCUAUGUUCAGCAUUGCGUCUGUCUCGUCAUAUGGACAGGUUAUCAAUCAUGGGUCUACAGAUCCUUUCGAUUAUGGGGUAUUACCACUCCCAAGCCUUCGGGAGUGUCCUUCCUCGGACGAGUUCUCUUUCACUAUGUCUUCUCUUGAUGAUACAUUCUCCUUCAUGCAAAAACAACCUCGCAGGAGACGCGUUGACAGCGAUACCUCCAGCUUCUACUUCCGUACCUCAAUGCACUCACAGCUGCACCCAUAUAAUCGUAUUGCUGCUCAUCCUCGCCACUCGUCUGCAGUCUCUGUCUCUUCGUUAGGUCCACCUAUCAGCUUAUACAACUGCAACAGCUAUGGACACAACCGCAGCAGUUAUGGAUACCGCCGCCGCAAUGACUCGAGCACUAGCACGAGCAGCGUUUCGCAACCAUACGUUCAUGGCGGGCGUGCCUCGUGGGCUAGGCAUCGCCCCGACUUUUCUGUGGAUUCCAUGCUCAGUGACUUCUCGGAGAUUCACCUGGGGAGGCCAGGACUGGGAGACAAGAUGCUUGACUCUGCUUUGGAUCGUGGAAUGCCACUGACCGCUAUUUCUGCAUCGCCACCUGAAAGCCCUGCCAGGAGCAUCGGAAGCGAGCAGUUCCGGAGUGGCCAAUACGUGAAUCGCAUGUCCUAUGAUUCGAUCAUGGACAUGGACCAUGAACAUCAACCAGUGCCCAAUAUGGAAGACUCGCUCUUUGAGAAAACUUGCCAUAGGACAUCCGUUUCUUCAUCUGACUCUGCGUUCUUUGCUGUGGACUCCUCGCAUGCACCACCUCAAUUCAAACGGUUAUCAAGCUACAGCAUUGCUAGCAUUCAUAGUCUGCAGAAGGAAGAUGACACCAUGAUCAGCAUGCUUGGUGGUGGCCAUGUUCGACGCCGCUCCGUAGGAUCCAUGAUCGAAGCCUCACCUUGUCGCCAAGUUGAAAAAAGGAAACACAUGGCAUCUGACACUCCCCAGCCAAAUUUCCUUCGUAAGGUUGAUGACUAUGAAUCUCCAAAGAGCCGAGUUCUUGAGACCAAGCCGUCGAUUGCUUCGACUGCAUAUUCAGUGAAGUUCGGUGACGAGCGCAUGAUUAGAGCAAAGCACGGUCUUUUGGAGAGGCAGAGUUUGGAGAACACGGUGUUGAUCGCAGAAGGAGAGGAAGAUCUGUCAGCAUCUUUCCGCAUCCCUGUCUUUACCCGCCCUUCUUGUGCAGGUCAUUCUCGCUCCAACACUUGUACGUCUAUGAGUUCUGGUGCUGAGACACCUCCACUUUCAAUGGAUGGGUACUCCACAUUCUCGGAAGGCUCGCAGUCCAGCAUUGACCUCUCACAUGCCCGUGCAUCAAGCACAUCCAUUUACGAGACCAUUGAGGAGGAACUCACAACAUUGCUUGCUCCGACAUCAUCCCUUCAGUCGCUUCCAAGUUCUGCGACAAAGAAUGUCCAACUUCCUGAUUCAACGACAAAGACAAUUGGUCGUGCUCCCGUAUUUAUUCCUGAUCCCGCUGAGACUGCAUCUAUGGAUUCGGUGUCGUUGUGGGAUGAUGAGAGAGGAAUUAUGGCGCUACGCAAGUACUAUGCGCUUCGCGACGAAGCUGAAGAUACCGUGACAGAGAGCCAGCGACUCUGGCUUGACACACCAUUUUCCGUCUUCGCAGUUCAAUCAUUUGAUCCUCCUAGUCAUCCUUCCGGCAUGCAAGCGCUCUUGGAACAUUCAAUGCAGAACUACGGGCCUUUACCUUCAGAGUUGCGCCCUCGACGCAUGCGUUCUCGCGUCAACUCUCGACCUUCACCCUACCCCAGGACGUUCAAGACCUCUUUCACAUCUUCUCCAGCCACCGAGCAAGUGAGGGUGGCCAUUGUUGCAGCUGUCGCAGAAAACGCUCCCAAUGACAAUAUGCGCUCCCAAGGUCAACCGAAGGCGCUGCAACAAAUUUCCGUCAACCCUAACAUUAUGUCACCCGCGAUCGAAAACACCAAGGCAGGUGAACUCAUGAAGGACGCAGCAAUGUCACCUGGUAAACUCGAGCGCGUGUUCGGCCUCCCACCCCGUCCCCGCAUGGGCUCGGUCGCACGAAGAGCUGCCUUGGGUUGGGUGAAGAGGAGCACUGGCCGCAAUGGUUCAGAGAAUAAGGAGAAUGCUAGCAUAGGUAACAUCUCUCUGGCAGCUGUACCUGGUAAUAUGUCGCAAGGCUUGGGCAUGACGCCAUCAGAAACAUUAAGACUCAAUCGACCCCGUCCUAGGGGAAGGCCCACUCCCGCUUCGGUGAGGCCCAUCCGUAUUUGACAGGGCUAGAAAACCUGUCGUCGUUUUCCUACGUUAACUCCACUAUGCUAUGACUGACCUAUGCCAUAUCCUUUCUUCUUUUCUCAUACAAUCAAGCUCAUGGAAAACAAUGACUUGCAAACAUUAUUCGUAUAUUUUGUCUGUCACAAUUGCCGGUUCCUGGUGAUUGUGUCCUGUGCAGCA